This is a messenger RNA of Saccostrea cuccullata (small rock oyster), 4018 nucleotides long. RefSeq lists its product as uncharacterized. The coding region runs from base 763 to 3852 and encodes 1029 amino acids. The transcript is spliced from 9 exons. The record is from RefSeq and is a predicted model, not a curated record. Lineage: Eukaryota; Metazoa; Mollusca; Bivalvia; Ostreida; Ostreidae.
UACAAUUGUAGUACAUGUAUCUGUGCGACUGUCUUGUGGUACGACUUACUGACAAUAUGACGUCAGAUGGCUGGACGGUUGCACGAGCCUCUUACACCGCAUCAUAUGAUAAGAUAUGAGACUAAUAUCAGAGACAGUGAGUCAGCCUGGGCCAGAACACACACGGUUGAGUCUCUAAUUACCACUUUAGACAUGAGUUGUCUUCCCUGGUGUGUUAUUGAAAUUCCUGAUGCACUCUAAAUCUGUCCAAUUCCUGAAACUGGAUUCGGAUAUUUACCAAGGAUCCUGCCAUCGAGACAGGAACACAAAGAAAUGCUUGAAUUAAUCUAAAGUUUGGCCUUCAUUGUGUUAAUAACAAAAACAAGUGACCUAAUACUUUUAACUGAGAGUCUGUAAUCUAAUUAAGUCAAAUUCAGCUUACUUAACAUUUAUCAAGUGAAAGUUAAGGAUGCAUCAACUGAUUCAGAAGUGGUUCUUUCUACUUUGAAUAAUGGUCCAUCAAAGAAUCCAAGCACAAUCGCAACAAAACUGACUGAUCCUGUAGACAGUACAAAAGCCUAAGGACUCUGUUUCUACCAUGCUUACAACUGGAAUGAGCAAAAAAUCUUUUUAACCAAGCCGACUAAUAAUUCUUGUGUGAACAUGAAUAUGAUGAAUAAUCAUGGAAUUCAGCAGGCCUCACAGAAAACUUUCAACACCAACAACCUAUGAAUGCUGCAGUUAUCAGAGCUUAGUGUGAACACAUAAAAAGCACUGAAUACCAUGUCUCGGCACCAAGAUACAGCAGAUCCUGACUCUAACACUGAUCUUAAGGACCAUUCAAUUGUCAGCAAUUCAGGCAUUCUCUUUGAUCUGAACAAUGGAGUUCAAACUCCUGUUACUCUUAAUCAGCUUGUUGAUAACAAAACAUUACCUGAGAACGAUUCAAAAACAGUAUUACCAGCAGAUGUGGAGGUUACAGAACAGAGGUUUUCGGUCAUCCUUCAACCUGUUCAGAAAGAGGAUUUACCACCUGUCCCAAACUUGGAUCCACCAACAGAAAUAAAAACCGAAAUAGAAAUGGAAGAAACCUCAGUUGAUGAAGUUAUGGAGCAGAGCUUUCCUGUCAUCCUUCAACCUGUCCAGGAAGUGGAUCCACCAUCACUCUCAAAUUUGGAUCCACCAAUAAAAUUGGAAAAUAAUGAAGUGAAAAUAGAGGAAACCUCUGUUGUUGAUGAAGUCCAGUCUGCCACCCCUAUGAGUGAAGAACAUGAGGAACAAAGGGUGGAAGAAAGUCUUCCUGCAGAAAGUAGCAAUCAUUGUGGAACAGAAAUACGAGAGACAAAUGGUCCCCCUGUGAAGGAAAAACAGAAAAUAUCUCGGAAAACAAGGACUUCAUUGAUACGUGACCACUCUUAUACAAAGAACCACAAAAGCCAUAAUCGAGUGAAACCUGGUAAAAGGAAUAGGAACAGAGAUGCAGGAGUAAAAAAAAUGAGGUUGGAUAAAGAUCUGGAAGGUAGUUCAGAAGAAGGAGAAAAAGGCUGCAGUGAUCAAGAUGAAGAAAUUCAACAGGAAGAGCAGAAUGAAGACAUGGAUGUUCAAGAAGUAAGCGACUCUGACGAAAGUGGCUGUUCUGAUGUAUGGCCAUUGUUAAGCAAAGGUUGUGAGAAAAGCAGUUGGGAAGUUUUAAGUGAAACAUCAAUAGCCAGAGAUAGAAAUCAUCCUGAAAUUUAUGUGACAAGAAUUCAGAAGAAUACAUUUACAACAGAUGGGAAAAUGAAGAAAUCUAAUAGAGUAUACAACAGCAAACAUCCUUGUCCAUUUUGCUAUCAAUUCCAGACAAACUUUUCACAUCAUGUUUUGUCAAAAAAACAUGCUAAAGAACGUGAAGUUCAAGAAAUAUUGAAACAUGAAGCCAAUUCAAUAGAACGGAAAAGACUGAUGAACAUUCUUAGGUUAAAAGGAGAACAUCAACAUAAUUUAGAAGUUAUUGAAAAAAAGGCAGGUGAAUUUCUACUAGGUAGAAGAAAUACCAAUGGUGACUUUGACUAUGAAGAGUAUACUCCCUGUCCAAAUUGCUAUGAGUGGAUCAAACCAUCUAAUCUCAAGCGUCAUCAACCACAUUGUCCAGCAAAAAGGGAAUUCAAUGUGUCGAAGGGAUGUCUUUUUAUUCAGAGCGAAAUUAUUACGGGCAAAAUUCCCAAAACAGCAUCUCAAAGUCUUGUAAAAGAAGUGUUUCCAAUCAUGCUGGAUGAUGAAAUAGGGAAACUUGCAAGAAUUGACCCUUUGGUUAUUAAUCUUGGCAAUCAAUGUAUGCAGAGGAACAGAGACAAUAGAACCAUGGCGAAGUAUUAUACUUCAUCCAUUAUGAGACGGGCCACGAAAUUGUUGAUGAAUGCAAGGGAGUCACUCAAUGAUGCCUCGCUUGAUAUGGACUGCCUCCUACAGCCAAAAUACUUUGACACUAUUGUGAAAGCAGCUUUGCUAUGCAGUAAACCAGAUGAUUUUGAUGAGGAAAAUCUUCAGGCUCCCAGUACUGCCUUAAAGCUUGGGUUUGACAUCAAAAGAAUGACUUCAGCGAAAUUAAGUUAUGCCCUGAUGAAAAAUGACCAACUGAAAAUGGAAGAGUCAAAAUCAAUUUUAACACUGAUGAAAAUUGAAUGGGGACAGCGUGUGACUCAAUUAGCCAAAACACUUUUGCAGGAAAGGACUUUUAAUAGGCAUACAGAGUUGCCAUUACCUGAAGAUAUAAAGAAGUUGGCAGCAUACAUGAAAAAAGAACUAGGUACAUUAGAUCUUAAGGAUAGAAGCUAUGAAAAUUACAGAAGAGUUGCUCGACUGGUUCUUGCAAGAUUGACAUUGUAUAACAGGAGAAGAUGCCAUGAGAUGCAGGCUUUGAGGUUGUAUUCCUAUUAUUCUCGCAAAAAAGGCAUUGAUGGAGUUGCAGUUCAGCUCAUAGGAGAUAUGACUUCAUUUGAGAAGGAGUUGGUUAAAAGACAAGAGUUACAUGUAGUAGAGAUCAGAGGAAAGAUGGGACUAGGAGUUCCUGUGCUUUUGCCAAAGGAUGUAUGCAAACCCAUGAUUUUCCUGGCAAACAAACAUGUCCGUGAAGAAGCUGGCAUACUUGAAUGCAAUCCAUACCUUUUUGCCAAUUCUCAAGCUGGAGUUUUCCGUGCAUAUGAUUCCAUCAGAAGUAUUAGUGAACUUGCUGGCUUAUCCAACACGCACCUCAUCAAAACGAUCAAUAUGAGGAAGUACAUGGCAACCAUGCUGCAGUGUUUAGAUACCACUGAAAAUGUACAACAGUGGAUCGUUGACCAUCUAGGCCACACUAUGAACAUCAACAAGCAGCAUUUCUGUCAAACAUCUGACAUUUCAGACAGAGUGGAAGUUGCAAAAUUGCUUCUGAUUCAUGAUUUAAACAUGGUACACAGAUUCAAGGGAAAACAAUUGAAAGACAUUCAGAUUAAUGAUAUAGUGGGAAUUGAUGAAUUUUCAAAGGACAAGCACAGUCCAAGUCCACCCUUCCCAUUGCCUUCCCCUGAGACUGAGGUUGACAUCCCGGAUCUGAAUUGUUUUUCAGAGGAUGAAGAUGAUUCAGAUUCAGAAAUUCAAUCUAAAGAAGCACUAAGGACUUCAUGUUCCUUACGUCGGAAGUGGUCCAAGGAGGAAGAAAAGGAAUUGCGGUCCUUAUUCAGCGAGUGUUUUGCAGAGUACAGAUGUCCGAAGCGAAGAGAAGUAGAAACGCAGAUGAAGAUGAGCGAAAGGAAAAAUGGUUUAAUACACAAAAGACCUAGAGACAACAUCAAAAAGAAAAUUUCACAAAUGCUUGUAAAAAAGCGUAUUGAAAAUAUUGAAUUAAUUUUGUAGUUAACUUGUAUGAAAAAGUGUUGGAUAGGAGUCAACAGUAUGAUGGAAUUAACUUUUACAUGAAUCUGAUCUCAAAUUCUUAUUUGUCUGUGUAUAUACCUGUAACAUUUAUUAAUGUGAUACAUAUUCAGUCAGAGCGGGGGGAUUACUAGUGAGCAUUGGCUCA